CUCAGCAGAGCAGCCAUGGCCUCUGGAGAUGCUGAGAUGGCCGUUUUUGGGGAGGCAGCUCCUUACCUCCGAAAGUCAGAGAAGGAGAGAAUUGCGGCCCAGAACAAGCCUUUUGAUGCCAAGUCAUCCGUCUUUGUGGCUCAUCCUAAAGAAUCCUUUGUGAAAGGGACAAUUCAGAGCAGGGAAUCAGGGAAAGUCACUGUCAAGACUGAAGGGGGAGAGACCCUGACCGUGAAGGAAGAUCAAGUCUACUCCAUGAACCCUCCCAAGUACGACAAAAUCGAGGACAUGGCCAUGAUGACCCACCUCCACGAACCCGCUGUGCUGUACAACCUCAAAGAGCGUUACGCAGCCUGGAUGAUCUACACCUACUCGGGUCUCUUCUGCGUCACUGUCAACCCCUAUCUGCUGGAGAAGUCCAGAGUCACUUUCCAGCUCAAGGCGGAAAGAAGCUACCACAUCUUCUAUCAGAUCAUGUCCAACAAGAAGCCAGAGCUAAUUGAAAUGCUCCUCAUCACCACCAACCCUUAUGAUUUCCCUUUUGUGAGUCAAGGUGAGAUCAGUGUUCCCAGCAUUGAUGACAAGGAGGAGUUGAUGGCAACAGAUAGUGCCAUUGACAUCCUGGGCUUCACUGCUGAUGAGAGAACAGCCAUCUACAAGCUGACAGGGGCAGUCAUGCACUACGGGAACCUGAAGUUCAAGCAGAAACCAAGAGAGGAGCAGGCAGAGCCUGAAGGCACAGAAGUCUCCCAGGAGAAUUUAAACAAGCUGAUGACCAACCUGAGGAGCACCCACCCCCAUUUUGUGCGCUGCAUCAUCCCAAAUGAAACGAAAACACCUGGUGCCAUGGAGCACGAACUGGUGCUGCACCAGCUGCGCUGUAACGGUGUGCUGGAAGGGAUCAGGAUUUGCAGGAAAGGAUUUCCCAACAGAGUCCUGUAUGCAGAUUUUAAACAGAGAUACAAAGUAUUAAAUGCCAGUGCUAUCCCAGAGGGACAGUUCAUUGACAGCAAGAAGGCUUGUGAGAAACUUCUUGGAUCAAUUGAUAUAGACCACACUCAAUACAAAUUUGGUCACACUAAGGUGUUCUUCAAAGCUGGGCUCGUAGGCCUCUUGGAGGAGAUGAGGGAUGAGAAGCUGGCACAGCUCAUCACCCGCACACAGGCCAGGUGCAGGGGUUACCUGAUGAGGGUGGAGUACCAGAGAAUGGUGGAGAGAAGAGAGUCCAUCUUCUGCAUCCAGUACAACAUUCGUGCAUUCAUGAAUGUCAAACACUGGCCCUGGAUGAAGCUGUUCUUCAAGAUCAAGCCCUUGCUGAAGAGUGCAGAGUCUGAGAAGGAGAUGGCCAACAUGAAACAAGAGUUUGAGAAAACCAAGGAAGAGCUUGCAAAGUCUGAGGCAAAGCGGAAGGAGCUGGAGGAGAAAAUGGUGAAACUGGUGCAGGAGAAAAAUGAUCUGCAGCUCCAAGUGCAGGCUGAAGCUGAUGCUUUGGCUGAUGCUGAGGAAAGGUGUGACCAGCUCAUCAAAACCAAAAUCCAGCUGGAAGCCAAAGUUAAAGAAGUGACUGAAAGGGCUGAGGAUGAGGAGGAAAUCAAUGCUGAGCUGACAGCCAAGAAAAGAAAACUGGAGGAUGAAUGUUCAGAGCUGAAGAAAGAUAUUAAGAUGCGCCGCGACCUCGAAGAGGCCACGCUGCAGCACGAAGCCACGGCUGCCGCCCUGCGCAAGAAGCACGCGGACAGCACAGCUGAGCUCGGGGAGCAGAUCGACAACCUGCAACGCGUCAAGCAGAAGCUGGAGAAGGAGAAGAGUGAGCUCAAGAUGGAGAUUGAUGACCUGGCCAGUAACAUAGAGUCUGUUUCCAAAGCCAAGGCGAACCUAGAGAAGAUGUGCCGCACCCUGGAAGACCAGCUGAGUGAAUAUAAAACAAAGGAGGAGCAGAAUCAGCGCAUGAUCAGUGAUCUUAGUGCUCAAAGAGCACGUCUACAGACAGAAUCUGGUGAAUAUGGACGCCAGGUGGAGGAAAAAGAUGGUUUAAUUUCUCAGCUGACUAGAGGGAAACAGGCUUUCACCCAGCAGAUUGAAGAACUGAAGCGGCAACUAGAAGAAGAGAUAAAGGCCAAGAACGCCCUGGCCCACGCCCUGCAGUCCGCUCGCCACGACUGUGACUUGCUGCGGGAACAAUAUGAGGAGGAGCAGGAAGCCAAGGGGGAGCUGCAGCGCGCCCUGUCCAAGGCCAACAGCGAAGUGGCCCAGUGGAGAACCAAAUACGAGACGGACGCGAUUCAGCGCACGGAGUCUGAGGAAGACAGGAAGAAUAUUCUCAGGCUGCAGGAUCUGGUGGACAAGCUGCAAAUGAAGGUGAAAUCCUACAAGAGACAAUCUGAGGAGGCUGAGCAGCUCUCCAAUGUCAACCUCUCCAAGUUCCGCAAGAUCCAGCACGAGCUGGAGGAAGCCGAGGAACGGGCUGACAUUGCAGAGUCCCAGGUCAACAAGCUCCGAGCCAAGAGUCGGGAGUUUCAUAGGAGGAUAGAAGAGGAAGAAUGCUUGUGUCCACUUGUCCAGGCCUCUCUGGAACAUGAAGAGGGGAAGAUCCUGCGCCUGCAGCUUGAGCUCAACCAGGUGAAGUCUGAGAUUGACAGGAAGAUAGCAGAGAAAGAUGAGGAGAUCGACCAGAUGAAGAGAAACCACCUCAGAAUUGUAGAGUCGUUGCAGAGCAGCCUGGACGCUGAGAUCAGGAGCAGGAAUGAAGCCCUGAGGCUGAAGAAGAAGAUGGAGGGAGACCUGAAUGAAAUGGAGAUCCAGCUCAGCCAUGCCAACCGUGUGGCUGCCGAGGCGCAAAAGAACUUGAGAAACACCCAGGGAGUGCUCAAGGACACCCAGAUCCAUUUGGAUGAUGCUCUCAGGACCCAGGAUGACCUGAAGGAGCAGGUGGCCAUGGUGGAGCGCAGAGCAAACCUGCUGCAGGCUGAAAUUGAGGAGCUACGGGCAGCCCUGGAGCAGACGGAGCGGUCGAGGAAAGUGGCUGAGCAGGAGCUCCUGGAUGCCACUGAACGUGUGCAGCUCCUCCAUACCCAGAACACCAGCUUGAUCAACACCAAGAAGAAGCUGGAGACGGACAUUUCUCAGAUUCAGAGCGAAAUGGAGGAUACCAUCCAGGAAGCCCGCAAUGCUGAAGAGAAGGCCAAGAAGGCCAUCACAGAUGCGGCCAUGAUGGCAGAAGAGCUGAAGAAGGAGCAGGACACCAGUGCCCACCUGGAGAGGAUGAAGAAGAACCUGGACCAGACGGUGAAGGACCUGCAGCUUCGUCUGGAAGAGGCCGAGCAGUUGGAAAGGGUCUGUCACUAG
Molecule: messenger RNA, 3345 nt
Organism: Empidonax traillii (willow flycatcher)
Lineage: Eukaryota; Metazoa; Chordata; Aves; Passeriformes; Tyrannidae
Product: myosin-1B-like
Exons: 23
Coding region: 16-3345 (1109 amino acids)
Cellular component (GO): myosin complex
Molecular function (GO): actin filament binding; ATP binding; cytoskeletal motor activity
Source: RefSeq, a predicted model, not a curated record